Tachysurus vachellii is the source of this 1253-nucleotide messenger RNA. RefSeq names its product TLR adapter interacting with SLC15A4 on the lysosome. The coding region runs from base 77 to 877 and encodes 266 amino acids. The record is from RefSeq and is a predicted model, not a curated record. Gene Ontology annotation, biological process: regulation of toll-like receptor signaling pathway. Lineage: Eukaryota; Metazoa; Chordata; Actinopteri; Siluriformes; Bagridae. The transcript has 2 exons.
CUGUCGCAGAAUUAAGAAAGACGCACACUAUAGUCAUACACAGUAUUACCUAACCUUGAUCAUCACGAUAGUAGGUAUGCUGUGUGAAAGUAGGUUGUGGCAUAUGAUAUUUUGUCCUGAAUCUGAGUGUGUGGAUCCUCCCACUUGCAACUCUGUCAAUGCUCCUAAAUCUCCUCCACUAACCAACAACCAGUCAACACAAAUUCAAGUUCCAGUCCACUGCUCUCCCAGCAACUCUUCUCAAGAGCUCCGGUCCCAGCAUGGCGAUUCUCAGCAUAUUUCUGCCGCCCCGCUGGAUUGCCGAAAUCUAUCUCCACAUGUGGGCAUCCCUGGCCGAGCACCAUCUCCAGGAACAGAGGCUUUCCUAGUGCUCUCCAAUUGCCACAGCAUUUGCCAGCACUACAAUGAUCUGUACAUUGCUGGUGGCCAGGUGUUACCGCUGAGCCCUGGUGUAGGCAAUCCAGAAGGCAGUUCCUCAAAGGACCCACACCCUGGGCCCUUCCUGCUUUCCAGAGAUGUUCCUCCCCCCUCCCUUCUGCCUCCUCUGCUUCCUGAAUACAGGAGUUCCAGACGCUGGAGAGAGGGCAGUUUGCGCGAACGUCUAUCUCUGCUGCAGGAUGGUCGUCCACUUUCUAACUCUGAGCUGAAUGGCUACCUGGAGCAGAAGUUGCUGGAGCUGUACACAGAGUACAUGACUGAAGGCCCUAUCAUGGAGUCUGAGCUAGAGCAGAUCACGUUACAGUUGAGCCGAGAGCACAACCUGGAAACGGGGCAGGUCAAAGACAUACUUCUCAGCUGCCUGCUGAAAGUUACUAGCAGCCAGCAGUCCAGUGAGAUCAGUACACCAAUUCUGCAGAUCUCCACUCAGACAAAGUGAAAUGGACACAGAGAGCAUGGAGAGGCAGAGAGGGAGAAACAGUGUUAGGAAGUUGUAGAGCUAGAAAGAGAAGAAAUACGCAAAAACCUUUCAAUCGUAUACGUAGUGUGUAAUAUAGAAAAACAAAGUUAAAAAAAAGUUUCUGACGUUAAAAGACAUGAAGAUAUUUACUCUGUAAGUCAGGAUAUUAAUGUAAGAUCACAGCAGUCUAAUUUCAAUCAACUGUUUAUGAUACUAAUUUAGUUUUGCAUAAUUUUGCUGAUCCUGCAAUGUGGUGGACUGGAAUCCUGGACUGGAUGCAAAUGAAUGCAUUUUGCUGAACUUCAUAGACUUAUAAAUGCUUGUUAAAGUCACUUUUUUUCUCCAAACUGUCCUG